This is a messenger RNA of Castor canadensis (American beaver), 5722 nucleotides long. The record is from RefSeq and is a predicted model, not a curated record. Lineage: Eukaryota; Metazoa; Chordata; Mammalia; Rodentia; Castoridae.
AGGAAGCAGCUAGCGGAUUAGAGUCAGGGUAAAAGGGUUUGCUAGAAGUUGGUUUUCCGCCGGGCUAGAGUGUCCCCUCCGGUGACAGCGCCAGUGGCCUCUGGAGGACCAUGUCGUUAGACUUUGGCAGUGUGGCACUACAGGCACAAAAUGAAGAUGAAGAGUACGACAAAGAGGACUAUGAGAGGGAGAAAGAGUUACAGCAGUUACUCACAGACCUUCCUCAUGAUAUGCUGGACGAUGACCUCUCCUCCCCCGAACUCCACUAUUCAUACUGCAGCGACGAUGGCACAGAGGGAGAACCACAUCCUCCUGAGCAGUUGGAGAGGGACUGGAAAGAGCAUCAAGUGCUGUCCAGAUCUCAAAGUGUAACUGGUUUAUUUGUUGGAGAGAAGUGUGGCAAUGGCUGGAAAGAAAAUCAAAGUACAACUGAAGAUCGACAUCCUGGGUACCAUCCUGAAGAAGGUGGAGAUGAAGGUGGAAGUGGUUACAGUCCUCCAAGUAAACAGGAGCAGACUGAUUUGUACCAGCUUCCUGAAAACUUUAGGCCAUACACCAAUGGUCAGAAACAGGAAUUUAAUAAUCAAUCAACAAAUGUAAUUAAAUUUUCAGAUCCUCAAAGGAACCAUUUUCAGCAAUUUGGCUCACCACAAGGGCCCAGCUGUCAAGCUUUAGAGCCUUAUAAAGUGACGUAUAAACCAUAUCAGCCUUCUCUCCAGAACAAUAGCUCACCAGCCCAGGAGGUAGCAGAAAGUGAUACAUUUGAAGGCCUGCAGCAACAAUUUUUAGGAGCUAAUGAAACAGAUUCUGUAGAAAAUGUGCAGAUUAUGCAGCUUCAGGUUCUCAACAAAGCAAAAGAGAGACAACUGGACAGCUUAGUGGACAAGCUAAACGACAGUGAGCGUCAGAUUCGGUAUCUGAACCACCAGCUCCGGAUGAUCAGUGAUGAAAAGGAUGGUUUGACCUUCAGCCUUCGAGAAUCGCAGAAACUCUUUCAGAAUGGAAAAGAGAGGGAGAUCCAGCUUGAAGCACAAAUAAAAGCACUGGAGACCCAAAUUCAAGCAUUAAAAGUCAAUGAAGAAAAGAUGAUCAAGAAGUCCAGAGCAACUGAAAUGGCUCUGGAAAGCUUGAAGCAGCAACUGGUCGACCUUCAUCGUUCUGAAUCACUCCAGCUAGCCAGAGAGCAGCAUGAUAAUGUUGUUAUGGGCCUCACAAAGAAGUAUGAAGAGCAAGUAUCAUCCUUACAGAAGAAUUUGGAUGCUGCAGUUACUGCACUUAAGGAACAGGAAGACAUUUGCUGUCAUUUCAAAGAUCAGGUGAAGCAACUGGAAAGAAAUCAAGAAGCAGCCAAGUUAGAGAAGACUGAGAUCAUUAAUAGAUUGACAAGAAGCCUAGAGGAGAGUCAGAAGCAGUGUGCCCAGUUGUUGCAAUCAGGCUCCAUACAGGAGGUGGUUCAGCUUCAGCUCCAGCUGCAGCAAGCACAAAAGGCACACGCUCUAAGCGAAAGCAUGAACAAGGCUUUGCAAGAGGAAUUAACAGAACUAAAAAAUGAAAUUUCUCUCUAUGAAUCUGCUGCAAGACUAGGCAUACUUCCAAGUGACUCAGAAGGAGAAUUAAAUAUAGAGCUCACCGAAUCAUAUGUGGAUUUGGGUAUUAAAAAAGACAACUGGAAAAAAUCCAAAGUUAACAGCAUUGUGCAGCAAGAAGCCCCAAAUGAAGAGCUUUCAAAAGAUGAGGUCAUCCUGAAGUUGAAAGCAGAAGUGCACCGGUUGCUGGGUAGCAACUCAGUGAAGCGUCAUCUGGUGUCCCAGUUACAAAAUGAUCUCAAGGACUGUUGUAAGAAAAUUGAUAAUCUCCAGCAAGCGAAGGAGGAUGGCAAAAGCUUUGAGGUUGAGACUAAAACAGUUACUUCAGAAAAACAAAGUAAUCAAUUAUGGCUUGACUCUUCUACUUCUAAUGUGAUGGUCAGAGAUGACAUUCUACAACUUAAAAAUGAGGUUCAAGUUUUACAACAACAAAAUCAGGAACUUAAAGAAGCUGAAGAAAAACUGAAAAAUACAAAUCAAGAGUUAUGUAAUCAGAUGAGACAGAUGGUACAGGAUUUUGACCAUGAUAAACAGGAAGCUGUGGAUAGAUGUGAGAGGACUUACCACCAGCACCAUGAAGCCAUGAAAGCCCAAAUACGUGAGAGCCUGUUAGCAAAGCACACUUUGGAGAAGCAGCAGCUCCUUGAGGUUUAUGAGGGGACUCACUCACAACUCAGGUCUGAGCUGGAUAAGGUGAAUAAGGAGAUGGCUGCGGUGCAGGAGUGUUACCUAGAAGUGUGCAGGGAGAAGGAUGAUCUAGAAUCGACUCUCAGGAAGACCAUUGAAAAGGAACAGCAGGCCCAGGAACAGAAGAGACAGCUAUUGAAGGAGAGAGAAGAACAUAUAAGCAAGUUGCAGUCAAAACUUGAAGAAAAGUACCAAGAAACUCUUACGAUGGAAAAAAACAAGUGGCUGAAAGAACAAGAAGCUGAUAUUAAGCAGCAGGUUGAAAAUGCGGUGAUAUUAGCCAAAACACAUUGGGAUAAGGAACGGAAAGAGAUCAAACAAAAUCUUAGUCAACAGCUGGAGAAGGAGUGGCAGUCUAAGCUGGACCACACUCUAAAGCCACUCAGAAAGAAGACCUCAGACUGCGGCAGCCAGACUGACCAGGCAGCCACCCUGGAUAUUAUUUCCAAGGCAGAGAUGUCAGUCCUAGUAGAAGAGCAGAAGCGAAAGGUCCAGCAAGCUUUAGAACAAGAGAAGGAACUAACUAUUAAGGAGGCUUUGAAGAAACUUGAAAUUGAAGUGGAGCUCAAAUACUGUGAAAAUAUUACCAAACAGGUAGAAGCAGCUGUGCAAAAUGCGCGUCAUCGAUGGCUGGAAGAACUGCCUGAGCUGGCAGAGUAUAAAACCCGUGUGAGAGCAGAGCAGAAGAAGUGGGAAGAACAGCAAGAGAUCACCAUGGCCAAACGGCUUUCCUUUGCUCUGUCUGAAGCUAAAGUGAAAUGGAAAAGCGAGCUUGAAAAUAUGAAGAAAAACGGAAUGCCCAGGAAGGAAUUGGAAAUGAAGAUUCAUUCUCUUCAGAAGGAACUGGAGUUAAAGAAUGAGGAAGUCCCUGUGGUGGUCAGGGCGGAGUUGGCCAAGGCCCGGAGUGAAUGGAACAGAGAAAAGGAAGAAGAAAUCCACAGAAUCCAAGAACAGAAUGAGCAAGAUUACCGACAGUUUUUAGAUGAGCAUCGAAAUAAAAUUAGUGAGGUGCUUGCAGCAGCUAAGGAAGACUUUGUGAAACAGAAAACUGAACUACUUCUUCAGAAGGAGGCAGAAUUGCAGGCAUGUCUGGACCAGAGUCGGAGAGAAUGGACGACACAGGAAGCCAGGCGGACCCAGUUGGAAAUCCAUCAGUACGAGGAAGACGUCCUAACUGUGCUUGAGUUUCUCCUAGGGAACACCCAAAAGAAAUACACUUGUGGUUCAGAGGACAAACAACUUUUGGAAAUCAUGUCGGCCUGUUCGUCAAAAUGGGUAUCUGUGCAGUAUUUUGAGAAACUAAAAGCCUGUGUACAGAAAGCACUUCAGGAUAUGUACUUCUUACUUAUAGAAAAUGCCAACCCAGGAUGGGAAAAGAGAAAUAUGGCCAAGCUCUCUGAAGAUUCUUCUAGCUGGGUCACUAGCAGAGGAGACCUGGGAGUGCCAGCACCCAUUCCUGUAGCCAUUUCUGGAGACCACGCUCAGCCCGUGGCCUUGCAAGAAGCAGAAGCAGAAGCUGAUAAGAAAAAGACCCUUGAAAUUAAAGAUAUAUGCUGUGGACACUGCUUCCAAGAACUUAAAAAGGAAAAGCAGGAAUGCCAAGAUCUGAAAAGAAAACUGGACAAAUGCUGUAGGCAUCUUCAGCAUUUAGAAAGGAAGCACAAAGCAGUAGUGGAAAAAAUUGGAGAAGACAAUAGUAAAGUUGUUGAAGAAUUGAUAGAAGAAAACAAUGCCAUGAAGAAUAAAGUGAAAGAACUGCAAACAUUCUGUAUAAUUCCACCAAGGUCACUGUCAGAAGGGGCCAUUGAAAGUUCUUGCCCACCAUGCAAUGGGCAAGCCUUGGAAGAACUUCGUGGGCAGUACAUUAAAGCUGUAAAAAAAAUUAAACGUGAUAUGCUUCAUUAUAUUCAGGAGAGUAAGGAAAGAGCUGCAGAGAUGGUGAAGGCAGAGGUGUUGCGAGAAAGGCAAGAAACUGCCCGAAAGAUGCGCAAAUAUUAUCUGAUUUGCCUCCAGCAGAUUUUACAGGAUGAUGGAAAAGAAGAACGGGCUGAGAAAAAAAUUAUGAAUGCUGCUAGCAAACUUGCUACAAUGGCAAAAUUGCUAGAAACGCCUACUUCUAAUAGAUCCCAGAGCAAAACCACACAGUCAGCACUGCCCCUGACUUCAGAGAUGCUGAUUGGUGUUGAAAAAUCAAAAAGAAAUGAUGUGAAUCAGAGUGUACCACGUUACAUUGAAAGCAAAUCCAACAGUCUAAACAUCCUUCCCAGAAAUAUGUGUGAACAAGUUUCUAAGAGGAGGGUUGCUUGUAACUUACGAAGGCGAUUAGAGGCUUCUGAGCAUGGAGACACAAAACAUGUGGAUUCCAAAGGGUCCCCUGCUGACUUUCAGUUUGGGGAUAGUAGUUGCAAGCACCUAGAUAUUUUGCCAAAGAGUGUUGCUCCUGAGUUUGUUGAAGGUGAAGGAGGCUUUGCUUUGCACAAGAAGAAAGACCUACUCAGUGACACUGGCUCUGAAUCACUUUUGCAUUCAGUCACAUACCCCUUUCUGGGAGCCUUUGGAAAUAAGCCCUCAUCCAGAAAUAUCCCUAGCCUUUCUGAGUCAGGAUCCACACAAACAACCUCUCAAGAUCCUAAUGAAAGACCUAGUUUAAAAGCAUAUACAUGCUGUUCUCUAACAGAAAGUGAAAAUGCCGCAUCUGAGAAAAGCCAAGGUUUGGAUGUUCAGGAAACUCCAGUAAAGGAUAGGGACCUUAGUGGCUCUUUAGGCUGGCUUUCCAACAGUGCUACUUUACUCUGUGACAGUCACGAAGUAUCAUUUUUACAUGAUAGGCCACAAGGAACUUUGGGUAUACUAGAUGAAUCUAUUAAGUUCAAACAAUUUUCAGCAGCCACUUGUCUUUCAGAUACAGAGAAAAAUAAUAUGAUUUGUCAACCAGUGAAAUGUCAGAGUGACCACAUUCCAGACCUGUCAGAAGAAGCCAUGUAUCCCCAGCAAGGGAAAAGCCCUGUGACUCUUGGACAUCCAUCUUAUCCUAAAGCUGACAUAUUAAAGUCAGAUUUCAAAAAACUAAGCAGAGCAGUACCCUCUUCAGUGUGUCAGCAUCCUUCAAGAAAAGUAAUUGCUCCCCUUUCUAACCAGCAAGACAGUGGCUUCGAUAGCCCGUUUGUCAAUCUAGACUGAUUGUGUUGUGCUAUUUUCAAGGAGAAUCAUUAAUAUAUCAACAGGAAAACUGGGAGGGAAGGCUUUAUGCUGAAAAAACUGUGGGCUCUGCCUCUCUUCAGAUGUUUGAAUAACGUCUAUCAUAUGAGUAAAGUCUUCUCAUAAAAUGACUACAGAUAUUAUGCUGCCUUAAUCUUCCAAAGGCCUGAUAAUGAUAUGGUGUGAUCUGCUUCUGUGUGGUGCUUAUAUUUGGUUGUUAAACUAUUUUUAUACUUAUAAAUUGGCUCACU